CCCCUCUGGGGAAGACCGCCAGGGGGACGAGGAGCAACAGGAGUUGUGGGGAAGUAUUUGGAGGCAGACGAAGAUGUGUAUAGAUUUCAAGAAGUUGACAGUGGCGACGAAAACAAUGGCGCAUUAUUAGAUCAGGGUUACAACAUGGCUUCAAGUGUUUCGAACGGUAAGCAACCGUUCAAUCCGGAUGAACUUUACUUCAACGACAUGGACAUAAGAGCAUGGGAGCGGCGCGCGGCGGAACAAGACGGGUUAGCCUACGGCGAUGACUACGACUAUGGCUACGGCUAUGUGGAAGACGAGGGAUACUACGAGGAUGCAGGCAACAUGAUAUCUCCCGCCGAGUACGAAGAGCUCUUGUUCCAGCGCACGCUGGACAAGAUUCGAUUGGCUAGGGCCACGGGUGAAGCGGAUGUAUCACUUUCGCCUGAAGAACUCGAAGUGUAUCAGAACCGAAUGUGGCGGCAGAGGGCGCCUGCAGCGCGCCCACAAGCUAGACCCAUGCCGCACAGCGCGCCUGUGGUUCCUUCGGCCACCACUUCCAGUUCUACUAGCGCACCCGGAUCGAGCAGCCCACGAUCGAAAAAGAACCAGCGCCGCUCAUCGCUCUUCGGGGGAAAGGACAAGUCGAAGAAGGAGAAGUCUGGCAAUCGAGCCCGAGCAACGUCCAACGCUACCGAAUCAACCAUCCAGCAGGCUCCACCAGGCUUUCUCGUGCCAGGGCCUAACGGGCAACCGAUGUUCGCACCCAUCAACGCCUAUCAAGCCAACAAUGGUCGUGAUACCCGCCAGCCGGGUCCGAAAGACGCAAGACAAUCACAGACUCCUCCACAAUCCCCCUUACGACUUACAACAACUUCAAGAGAUAUCCCUGGCGCUUUCCCAAGUUCUCCUGUAAGCCUUCGUAUGCCAACUCCACCUUUGACUGCACGGCCGGGAUCCUCGUCUUCUCGCCUAUCUGCCCAGGACCACUCAGACCGUCAGACUUCUUCAGGUGGCCGCAGCCGUUCGUCCCCCACGUUGCAGCCUCCCAAAUUGGUUCCUUUCCCUGUGGCCGAGUACAAGCACCACAAUACUGAACCUUUUCAAUACCAAGCCGCAGGUCACCUCGCCCAACCAUCAGCUCAACCCCAAUAUGCUCGAAGAGUAGCUCCUGCCGAAUCGCCUUAUGCAACAAUGCCGCGCCGUGUACCGGUCCCCGGUCAGCCAUCGACAGGCAGGCAAGGCAUUUCAAGCAGCAACUCUGACUCUGCAAUUUCACGCGUGGGGGCAAUGGUCGAUGCGAUCGAAGACGGGGCACACACUGCCUCGCCUACCGAUGACAGCGGUUCCAGCGUUCAAGCGGGAAAGAUUAGUGGAAAGCAAGGUUCGGGUAGUGGUGCCGGCAAGGAAGGCGAAAGGCGUCGGAAAAGUGGACGAAGUCGUCGCAAGAACUAG
This is a messenger RNA of Paraphaeosphaeria sporulosa, 1437 nucleotides long. RefSeq lists its product as uncharacterized. The transcript is spliced from 2 exons. The annotation marks the transcript as partial. NCBI's taxonomy places the organism in Eukaryota, Fungi, Ascomycota, Dothideomycetes, Pleosporales, Didymosphaeriaceae. The record is from RefSeq and is a predicted model, not a curated record.